UUUUUUCCCUGCUCAUGUUUCGAACUGCAGAGAAAAUGGCGACGAAGAGCAUUCUUGCGGCUCUAGUUCUACUGAGCAUUCUUGGAACUUCGGCAGCCAAGCCAUGGGGAUUGAAGCUCGAUUACUACCGGUCCAAGUGUCCUGACGCAGAAGCCGUUGUCCAAAGAGUGACGUACCAAUACGUUUCCCGACAGCCAAGUCUUGCUGCUGGGCUUCUCAGGAUGCAUUUCCAUGACUGUUUUGUCAGAGGAUGCGACGGUUCUGUUCUUCUGAAAUCUCCAAAUAAAGACGCGGAGAGAGAUGCUAUUCCGAAUCUGUCCCUGAGAGGCUAUGAAGUGGUAGACGCCGCCAAGUCAGCGCUCGAAAAGAAGUGUCCGGGUGUCGUUUCUUGCGCUGACGUUAUUGCUUUGGUUGCCAGAGACGCUGUCUCGGUGAUCAGAGGACCGUACUGGCCGGUUCCAUUGGGUCGGAGAGAUGGGCGUGUCUCUAAGGCAUUAGAGGUUUUCACCAAUUUACCGUCUCCAUUCGCUAACAUAGCCGUUCUUAAGCAGAAUUUUUUGGCAAAGGGUCUCAACGUUAAAGACCUCGUCGUCCUCUCAGGAGGUCACACCAUUGGGAUCUCCCACUGCAGCAUCAUCCACAAUCGUCUCUACAACUUCACGGGAAAAGGCGACUUUGAUCCUUCCAUGAACCCUAGCUAUGUCAGGACAUUGAAAAAACGGUGCAAUCCCAACGAUUUCGCGACAAUAGUGGACAUGGACCCAGGCAGUGUCAAGAACUUCGACUCUCACUAUUUCAACGUCGUGGCUCAGAAGAAAGGUCUGUUCACGUCUGACGCCACUCUUCUCGAUGACCCUGAGACCAAAACCUACGUCGAGACGCAGGUCUCAACCGGUGGAUCUUCCUUUGCCAGGGAUUUCUCCGACUCCAUGAUCAAGCUUGGCUUCACCCAAGUUCUUACCGGCAAGGCCGGUGAGAUCAGGAAGAAAUGUGCUUUCGUUAACUAAGUAUGUUCCGAUCCAUAAAUGUGUGUAUUUUCUCGAGGAUUUCCGAUUUGGAUCUCAUAAUCGUUGGUUUGAACUCUGAUGAAGUUGUUCUUGUUUGCUUUCGACAUGUUUUUUUUUGUCUCUGAGGAAUAAGACAGAACUGUAAUCUCUGGGCGGUCUG
Molecule: messenger RNA, 1167 nt
Organism: Tarenaya hassleriana
Lineage: Eukaryota; Viridiplantae; Streptophyta; Magnoliopsida; Brassicales; Cleomaceae
Product: peroxidase 2-like
Exons: 4
Coding region: 15-1007 (330 amino acids)
Biological process (GO): response to oxidative stress; hydrogen peroxide catabolic process
Cellular component (GO): plasmodesma; plant-type cell wall
Molecular function (GO): heme binding; peroxidase activity
Source: RefSeq, a predicted model, not a curated record